AUGCCUCAGCUCCUGGACGCCGCACCGUACAUCGAGGAGAGCAUCGGGAACUUGACUGGCGUCUUCUCAUUGGUCAGUUACAGCGCUCGUGGUAUGCUCAUCCGGGCGGGGAGGACGAACGAAGAGUGUCUUGGAAACCUUAGCUGGGUCCUGGAUAAUUUGAAUCCACUCAGCGCUGCCGAAUAUAAUGGAGCUGCAAGUGGUCUGACUCUGCUGCCCACUGCCGGGGCGUUGAUCGGCGCUCCUGCCAAGGAGCUGUGGAUUGUCUACAAGCUAAUGCCUGUUGCCGGCGUCCUCACGAUGUGCCUAUCGCUAGGUGGCACGAUCAUGCCAUCUCAGGCUGGGCAGUAUGAUCCAAAAGGGGCAUUUGAUUUUGGUGGGAUUCUAGUUUCUGACAGGAAAGCGAGAAAAGAGUAUGCGAAAUUGGAUGAAGAGACAAAGCAUAAUGGACAGGCACAACUGUUCGCUGAAAAAGUCAGGGAGCGCGCUGACGACCAGAGAGGUGCAAAUUAUGGCAAGAUUUGGCUCGCUGUUGUGAUGCUGCUCGCCUUCAAUGUCCAGAUCGUGGUGAUUCUGUGGUAUGCUGAACGAGGAGCAGUCAUUCCAUGGUGGUGCAGUUUCUAUGGAUGGAUGCUUAUCUGGUACUUCCUCCUCACGGUUUCUUGUUUGAUCGACAACACCGCCUCAAACCCGUUCUAUCAGACCUGGACCAUACGUGUCUCUAGAGCACCUGAGAUCAUGGAGAUCAGCGACAGAUGUCCAUUGCUAGUCACCGAUUCAAUCGAAGACGACGGCGCCAUCAUCCAAAACCUUCGUAAAGGUUAUAACGUGGACAGUCGCGUCGUCAUCCCCCAUUCCCGCUCCUACGCCAAAUCCAGAGUGUGCUUCUACGUCGUCGUGCCUCAAACAGGAACCAGCCGCUGGCGAGCCGCCCUUCGCAUCUUCAGCCGCGGCUCCAACAUCGCCAGCUUCGCUUUCGGCACCACUCUCUUUGCGAGUUCUCAACUCCUGUCCGUGAGCUUGGCCCUUAUCACCAUCAUCUGUACCAUGGUGCCUGCCGUCCUGGGCCGCGUGUUGUCCAUGUGGAUCGCGCUCGAGAUGAACAAGCACAACAAGGCGAUCCUGCAUGCCGUCGUCCCCACGCACCUCGAAGCUUCAAAAUAUCUCAACGCCAUCCUGAAGCAGAAGGGCUUGGUCUUCGAGACGCAGGGCCACAUCGUGGUUGACGGUCGUGUCAUUUGUCGCUAUAACCAGUGGUUUUCCUGGAGCAGGUAUGUGGGGUUGCUUGCUCCCCCUUUCAAUAUCAUCAAGAAAGCUACGUCUGGAUAUAUGACGGCAGUCACCGCCAUGCCAGCUGAUGGUGAGCCGCUGAGCGGGCCACCAGGCUCAUCUAUGAAGAAAAGCGCCACCGUACGCACGACUUCUGCUGAAACAUUGAUAAAUGGCCAAACUGGAUUGGAGCCCUCCGUUUAA
This is a messenger RNA of Endocarpon pusillum Z07020, 1473 nucleotides long. RefSeq lists its product as uncharacterized. The record is from RefSeq and is a predicted model, not a curated record. The transcript is spliced from 2 exons. NCBI's taxonomy places the organism in Eukaryota, Fungi, Ascomycota, Eurotiomycetes, Verrucariales, Verrucariaceae. Bases 1 to 1473 code for a protein of 490 amino acids.